This is a messenger RNA of Plenodomus lingam JN3, 3312 nucleotides long. RefSeq lists its product as uncharacterized. Lineage: Eukaryota; Fungi; Ascomycota; Dothideomycetes; Pleosporales; Leptosphaeriaceae. The record is from RefSeq and is a predicted model, not a curated record.
AUGUCUGAUAGCCAUUCCGGAAGCCCUUUAAUCCGGUGGAGGACUGUAAAAUUAUACCCACUCGCUUGCCAGAGCGUUGGCACCAAAGUUGGCAUUUUCCACGGAAAUCACUGGUGGCAUACUACAGGGCCAGCACGAGACGCAUAUAACAGAAAGAGAUUAGCUAUUCGCGUACAACUCAACGACACUUUUAACGACCGCUGUGACACCAUUGUUCACUUCAAUCUUUACAUGAUUAGUCGGACAGCAAACACUGCUGCAGCUAUACCUACUAUCAUGUUCUUUUGUAAGGAGAAAGAACCUCGUAAGGCAGCGAAAAGAACGCUUGAUGAAGGAGGUAUAUUGCAGCACCUGCCUGGUUUCAGAACGGGUCAUCAAUCUACGGAGCCAGGCAUUUGCUUUCUUGUUCAGCCUGCUUCGCAAAUACGUUGGAAAGAGCAAUCGAAAAAAUUUGCCCCAGAUGUUUAUUUCGACCCUGGUCGCCACAUAGAAACCAUCGGUAUGCCAAUUUUCGUGGAUCACGGCGAAUAUAUGCGACAAGCCACCGCCAAUGCUGUGUUUGAAGAUGAGCGGUGUGUUUACAUCUCCGUGUCGCAUGUAUUUGCUGCCACCUCUUCCGCAGCACAAAGCCCUGCGUCGAAUUCUGACAGUGACUAUGACGUUGGUAGUGGUACUGAAUACGAAUCAGACGGAGAACAAGCCCGAAACACAUCCCGCGCCAGCAUCAGUUCCUCUGAGGAUAGUUCAGACAGCUGCCCAGACUCAGCUUCACCGGAUUCAGAGCUCGCAGAUCCUGUUAGUGACGCAAUCUCAAUAACCGCCAGUGUUCAAAACGAGCAAUCUCUCACCUCUACCCGUUUCAUAACUCCUGGAUCGACUUCGCUACCCAGUUUGAGCGCACCCUCGGUUCCCGCACAAGCUCCUCCGCGAGAGAAAUUGGAGUAUCUGGGAUACAUGAGCAGGUCGUGCGACGAUAUAGACUGUGCUGUAAUACAGAUCAUAAACACAGAAGUUUACACCAUUGUGCACGCACUCAAGUCUGAUUUGCAGACUAAACGUCAGUCUGCCUGUCGAGAUGAACCGGCCCUGGCCUCUUUUGUCCUGACGCACACAUCUUCAGGCGCAAUCCCUGGAUCUGUCCUUGAUACUGUAUCUUGCAUGCGACUUCCUAACAGUCCAACCUUUCAAGAAGUACGACAAGUACAUCUGGAUCGCUGUCUCGACUGGGGUGAUUGUGGGGCUGUUGUCAGCACAGGGCUGGCAAAGGAUCCAUAUGGUUUCAUUGUUGCAAGUUCUACAGACAGACUCGUGGCAUACAUUAUUCCAGCAGAUCUGAUUCUCGAAAGUAGUGGAUUGAAAUGGAGUAUACAGAGAGUAUUUGAUGAAGGAUCUCCACAUGAGAAUCCUGAUUCUUCAAGAUCCCUUGAUCCAGUGGCUCUCGCUUUCAAUCGUGUCUCGCUGCCUGAUUAUCCCAUUCACUUGAAGCGUGCACUGGCUGUAAUGCUAGGGAAAGCUAUAGACUCGUGUUUGCAACACAAAACCGACAAGGAUUUGAAACUGGGGCCGCAAUUAUCGCCCAUGCCUCGUUUACAGGCCGGCAAUUUAGACAUACCCCAGAGUACCGUGAGCACGAGCUCUGCUCCCAGGAAAUCUAAAAGAAGGUAUCGCUGUUCAAUUGGCAUAGCAUCUCCUACUGAUCCAUCUGUUGCGGGUUGUCCUGCUCCGCUGUUUACGCCAAUAGAUGUUAGCAUGCAAUCAGUAUGGGAGAAAUCGGCUGUAGCGCCACUGAGAUUCAUCGGCAAAUCUUUGGAUCCUUUCCAAAACAUGUAUCAAACAUUCUAUCCGCGGGUAUCUGUAGAAGCACUUCAAUACAAUUCUUCCCGUCAUUUCAGCACGUAUGGAUUGGAAAGGCAUUGGAUUCCAUGCAUAUUGGAGCAAUCGUCCACCUAUCUGAGUUUUCUACAUAUAGAGGCUGCCUAUGGAGAUGUCAUAUCUGAGAGGGCUACUGAAAGUCUCGAAGCAAUGGUUAUGCGACAAGAGGUAAUUACUAUGGUAGGCGAAGAUCUACUCAGUUCAACUCGUUCGGUCGCAGAUCACAACAUCACAGCAGUUGUACAGUUGAUCAUGGCCGAAAUUAUUGCACGGAAAGAAACUGAACUUGUCUUACACGAGAGAGGACUUGAAGCAAUGAUCAGGAAGAGAGGAGCAUUAGGUGACCUUGGAAUGGUGGGCCAUUUGAGUUCCUUGGCAUCCUGGACCCAUCUUGAGUCUGCCAUACUUCGCGAAGCGAAACCGCAAGCUAUCUACGCAGGAUUUUGCGAAGCUAACUGCCAUAUCUCUCUUCCGAUGACAGCAACCGUUGCCGAAUCUCCUAUUUACUGUCCCCGUGGGAGCUUUGUCACCCUUCAAAGGUCGAAGAAGUGCAGUCCAAUGGCUCUAAAGCUAGUAAGCGACAUGUUUACGCUAAUUCGCGGAAACUUUAUCAAGCAAAGUCCACGAACAUUUUGCGACCCCGUCGUGGUCAACAAUCUCAUUGAAAAGAUAACAACGGAAUAUCUACCGGUGUCACAGUUGGAGAAGACACGAAUGAUACUCGAAGAAGACUGGAAAUAUGAAGCGAUACGCGUAACUUCGAUGGUUCUUGCCACGGCAAUCAGCAGGCAGAGACCUCUUUCUGAAUCAUUAAGUUUCCUUGCUCUGACAUAUCAAGCAUCUGAAGUGGACAGUAACUCAACAUUCUCUCGAAGUGAGUCUGUCUUUUCAAGUGUGGAAGAUGGAUACCGCACACCCUUCUCCAACUACAGCGCUUCCCCGGCAAUUUCGACUGAGCUAGUGAGCUUUCAUAUUAAAACUAGUGGGCUUUCACUCGACGCAGAAAGUUUCGCACCUUCAUUGCCUAGCCCAUCGCCGGCUUCUACUCAUUCGAACCAUCAGUCACAUUCGUCGAGUAGUUCCUCAGGUGGGAACUCCUUCUACUCAGCACCGGAAACUACAACAUUUGAAGAUACAGUUGUCCUUAGGGACCUCAAAGAAGCGUUGGAAAAGUCAAAUCUCUCUGAUUGCUGGUCGGAUAUGGCAGGCGUCCUCCUAUGGAUUGGUCUCACAGUCGGUGCGGCUAGCCGCAGAUCUUCAUCGAAGGUGCUAAGUCGAUAUUUCGCUGCAAUUGCUAUGCGAGCCUCCAUAAUGCUUUGCUUUGACCAUCCGGAGGCUGUGCAUGCCACCCUUCUCCAAAUGACCGAGAUUGUAGAAACACUUUCCAUCCCUAUAGAUAGUACUGUCGAGGGAAUCGUGUCGAAGAAGCGGAAGAUGUGA